AUGGAAACAUCCACCCUCCUCCUCCUCACCACCCUCACCAUCCUCCUCCUCCCCUUCCUCCUCUCCCCCAAGGCCACCCACAUCCUCAAACACAACCUCAACCUCCUCCGCCACCACCACCCCAAACCUACCACCAUCCACUCCCUCUACAUCUAUCCCAUAAAAUCCUGUCGAGGGAUCCGUCUCCCCCAGACAACCCUACACAAGCACGGCCUCUCCCUCGACCGCCGCUGGAUGUUCAUCGACGCAAAAACCAACCAAUUCCUCACCAUCCGACAAGACUCGCGCAUGACGCUCAUCACAACAGCCCUCUCCGCGGACUCCUCCCACCUGCUCAUCUCCAUCCCCUCUUUCUCCAAGGACAAGGAAAUUUCCCUCCCGACAAACCCUACUCCCGAUUGGCUCGCGCAACAUACUACACUCGAACACGUCACGAUCUGGGACACAGUAACAGAUGCCUAUGCGUACGGACCUGACGUCAACGCUUUCUUCAGUGAUUUUCUCGGCCGAGAGGUGAAGCUAGUGUAUAAGGGCCCUGAGCGCCGCAUUUUGCGCGGGAACGGCGCCCCCGAGAUUCUGGGUAGAGAGCAGGAUACUUAUUUCCCGGAUGUGCAUCCGGUGUUGAUUGCUUCGGCGGCGUCGAUUGAGGAGUUGAAUGCGAGAUUGGUGAAGGGUGGGAAUGAGGCUAUUACUAUUGAGAGGUUCAGGCCGAAUAUUGUGGUUACGGGGGAUGUGCCGUGGGAGGAGGAUUCGUGGAAGGUCGUGCGGAUUGUAGGGAAUGAUAAGGAUGGGAAGAGGGGAGAUGGGGCAGUGGAGUUGGAUGUCGUGGCUCGGUGCGCGAGAUGUCAGGUUCCGAAUGUUGAUCCUGAUACCGCGGAGAAGCAUCGUCGGCAGCCGUGGGAUACGCUUAUGAAGUAUCGGCGUGUGGAUGAGGGAAUUAAGUUCAAGCCUUGUUUUGGGAUGUUGAGUGCCCCGAGGCAGGAGGGGAGGGUCGAGGUGGGUAUGGGCUUUGAGGUUGUGGAGGUUACCGAUGGACAUCGGUAUAUUAAGGGUUUUUGA
This is a messenger RNA of Aspergillus luchuensis, 1059 nucleotides long. RefSeq names its product MOSC domain-containing protein. The transcript has a single exon. NCBI's taxonomy places the organism in Eukaryota, Fungi, Ascomycota, Eurotiomycetes, Eurotiales, Aspergillaceae. The coding region runs from base 1 to 1059 and encodes 352 amino acids. The record is from RefSeq and is a predicted model, not a curated record. Gene Ontology annotation, molecular function: catalytic activity; pyridoxal phosphate binding; molybdenum ion binding.